Molecule: messenger RNA, 1687 nt
Organism: Beta vulgaris subsp. vulgaris (sugar beet)
Lineage: Eukaryota; Viridiplantae; Streptophyta; Magnoliopsida; Caryophyllales; Amaranthaceae
Product: dihydroflavonol 4-reductase
Exons: 6
Coding region: 473-1489 (338 amino acids)
Biological process (GO): anthocyanin-containing compound biosynthetic process
Molecular function (GO): dihydroflavanol 4-reductase activity
Source: RefSeq, a predicted model, not a curated record
CUCACCUCUAAUAUAUAUCUUGUGCCACAUCACGAAGUUAAACAUUCAACAACACAAACUUUCUUUCACAAUAUCCUAUCUACUUGAGCACGAGUAGCAACCCAACCCACCUAUCUUCCCUUCUUCACUUACCAUUCCACCAUGAAAUCACGCGGCUGAACAUUCUCAUAUCACCCUCCAAAGUCCAAACUUCAUUUAUUCAAUGCUAAGAAAACAAACUCCUACGUUGAUUAAAAAUUUAAUGUCUUUUAACUUUCUAUCAAUAUAUGGUCCACAAAGCUUAACUUAGUUUUAUGUACUUAUAUAACUUGAUGUAACAUGAUAUAUUUGACACUCCCCUAGACAUUUCAAAGCCAGAAUUAUUAAGCACGUACUAUAUAAUUCUUUCUUUUAUGAAACAUUGCAAAAGUUCAAAUUCUCAUUUUUUGGAAUUGUAACCAUUAUUUAAAAAUAUUUAACAAAAGAGAGAAAAAUGGUUGUUCAAGGAGAUAUAGUUUGUGUCACUGGUGCAGCCGGGUUUAUUGGCUCAUGGCUUAUCAAGAGGCUCCUAGAGCAUGGCUACGUCGUCCGAGCCACAGUUCGAGACCCUGGUAACAUGAAAAAAGUGCAGCAUUUGUUGGAUUUGCCAAAUGCAAACACUCAUUUGACACUAUGGAAAGCAGACCUUAAUGAAGAAGGAAGCUUCAAAGAAGCAAUCAAUGGUUGCACUGGAGUCUUUCAUGUUGCCACACCCAUGGAUUUUGAGUCCAAGGAUCCUGAGAAUGAGGUAAUUAAGCCUACCAUAAACGGUAUGUUAGACAUAAUGAAAUCAUGCGUCAAUGCCAAAAUUCGAAGAUUGGUAUUCACAUCAUCUGCUGGAACUGUCAAUGUUGAAGAAAUCCAAAAACCUGAGUAUGAUGAAACUUGUUGGAGUGAUAUGGAUUUUUGUCGCUCUUCAAAUAUGACUGGAUGGAUGUAUUUUGUAUCUAAAACACUAGCAGAGCAAGUGGCUUGGAAAUUUGCUGCUGAGAACAAUCUUGAUUUCAUUAGUAUUAUUCCUCCUCUCGUGGUUGGACCUUUUCUCACGCCAACAAUGCCUCCUAGCCUAAUUACUGCAUUAUCUCCAAUUACAAAAAAUGAAGCUCAUUAUUCAAUCAUCAAGCAAGGUCAAUUUGUUCAUUUGGAUGACCUUUGUAUGGCUCAUAUAUUCUUGUAUGAGCAUCCAAAUGCAAAGGGUCGUUACAUUGCUUCAGCUUGUGAUGCUACUAUUUAUGAUAUUGGGAAAAUGUUGAGGGAGGAAUAUCCAGAAUAUAAUAUACCAAUCAAAUUUAAGGACAUUGAAGAGGAUAUCGAGCUUGUGCAUUUUUCUUCGGAAAAGCUUAUGAGCUUAAGCUUCAAGUUCAAGUAUGGAUUGAAGGACAUGUAUAAAGGAGCUAUUGAGACUUGUAGAGCAAAAGGACUUCUCCCUCUUUCCUUUGAGAAUGAAAUCCAUGACAGUCCUACCAACUAGAGGCUCCUAUUACUACCUCAAUUAAGCAUAGGUUUCCUUGACUUAAUUAUUAAUGAUGAAGUUAGUUUGUUUAGCAAACCCUUUGUUGCGUACAAAGACUUCUUUAUAUGAUGAUCAAAGUAUGAUUGAAUGUUGCUAAACUUGCUUGGAAUCAUUGUAAAAUAAAGAAGCAUUCUAAUGAGAAUUGAAUGUCGCACC